CUGCCAACCAAGCUCAACCCAAGGUACGUAUCCAGCAUUUAGCUUCGUCUUCCCUUAUCCUCUUCGACUCCAUAGCCUCUUGACCUCCUAAACAACGCGAGUCCCGUCUGGCGGUUUUGGGCGUCGAUGAGGCUUGCGGGAAAUCCUAUCCAUCAUUGCAAUUGAGCGAAUUUUGUCCAUAAGAUGGGCAAAUCGCUCUAUGGCUCGCACAUGGCUCUGCUACCUAGGUAGUUAAAGCUGUCGUCGUACCCCCUACCACAACCCCUUCUUAACCUUGCAACGUUUGAACAGCUCAUUCCAUUGCCCACUCUCAAUCCCAAGUGACUCACUGACACCCAAUUGCCAGAAUCAUCCACAAUGACCAUCUCCAAGAUCCACGCUCGUUAUGUGUACGACUCUCGCGGUAACCCUACCGUCGAGGUCGACGUUGUGACCGAGCUUGGCCUCCACCGUGCCAUCGUCCCCUCGGGCGCUUCUACCGGGCAGCACGAGGCUUGCGAGCUCCGCGACGGCGACAAGACCAAGUGGGGUGGCAAGGGUGUCCUCCAGGCCGUCAAGAAUGUCAACGAGGUCAUCGGUCCCGCUGUCAUCAAGGAGAACAUCGACGUCAAGGACCAGUCCAAGGUUGACAAGUUCUUGAUUGACCUCGAUGGCACUGCCAACAAGACCAAGCUUGGUGCCAACGCCAUCCUCGGUGUGAGUCUGGCCAUUGCCAAGGCUGGCGCCGCCGAGAAGGGUGUGCCUCUCUAUGCCCACAUCUCGGACCUUGCUGGCACCAAGAAGCCCUACGUCCUUCCUGUUCCUUUCAUGAACGUCCUUAACGGCGGCUCGCACGCUGGUGGUCGCCUGGCCUUCCAGGAGUUCAUGAUCGUCCCCUCUGCUGCGCCUUCGUUCUCCGAGGCCAUGCGCCAGGGUGCCGAGGUGUACCAGAAGCUGAAGGGUCUAGCCAAGAAGAAGUACGGCCAUUCCGCCGGCAACGUCGGUGACGAGGGCGGUGUUGCCCCCGAUAUUCAGACCCCCAAGGAGGCCCUCGACCUGAUCAUGGACGCCAUCGAGGCGGCUGGCUACAAGGACCAGAUGAAGAUCGCCAUGGAUGUGGCCUCGAGCGAGUUCUACAAGGAGGACGCCAAGAAGUACGACCUCGAUUUCAAGAACCCCGAGAGCGACCCGAGCAAGUGGCUCACGUACGAGGAGCUUGCCAACCUGUACAGCGAGCUUUCCAAGACCUACCCCAUUGUCAGCAUUGAGGACCCCUUCGCCGAGGACGACUGGGAGGCCUGGAGCUACUUCUACAAGUCGCAGGACAUCCAGAUUGUUGCUGAUGACCUGACGGUCACCAACCCCCUCCGCAUCAAGCAGGCCAUUGACCUCAAGGCUGCCAACGCUCUGCUGCUCAAGGUCAACCAGAUCGGCACUCUCACUGAGUCGAUCCAGGCUGCCAAGGACUCGUAUGCCGACGGCUGGGGCGUCAUGGUGUCCCACCGCUCCGGUGAGACUGAGGACGUCACCAUCUCGGAUGUUGUCGUCGGUAUCCGCUCUGGCCAGAUCAAGACCGGUGCCCCGUGCCGGUCUGAGCGCCUUGCCAAGCUCAACCAGAUCCUCCGCAUCGAGGAGGAGCUUGGUGACAAGGCCGUUUAUGCCGGCGAGAACUUCCGCAAGGCGGUCCAGCUGUAAGGGAGCCCAGCGCAUGACUCGCUUGGAAGGAAACUGGCAGAACUUGGCUGGGUUGGGAAGGUGUUUACCUCGGGAAAAAAUGAUCUCGGCAUGGUUCAUGAAAAUGGAGGUAAUGUGGCUUUAGAAACAAAGAAAUACCAGGCCAAUGCUGCCAUUAUGAUUGAUGA
This is a messenger RNA of Chaetomium fimeti, 1841 nucleotides long. RefSeq names its product Enolase, C-terminal TIM barrel domain-containing protein. Bases 358 to 1674 code for a protein of 438 amino acids. Gene Ontology annotation, molecular function: magnesium ion binding; phosphopyruvate hydratase activity. Gene Ontology annotation, biological process: glycolytic process. Lineage: Eukaryota; Fungi; Ascomycota; Sordariomycetes; Sordariales; Chaetomiaceae. Gene Ontology annotation, cellular component: phosphopyruvate hydratase complex. The record is from RefSeq and is a predicted model, not a curated record. The transcript is spliced from 3 exons.